GAUCAUUUUAAAAACUUCAUUCACGCACACAUUCGUUCACCCAUGUCUUCGUUUGAUCCUAAUGACCCUUUUGAUAACGGUCAACCUUGGCUAAACGUCCAAUCCAACUCCUCAGUCUGGAGAGCUAGUAACUUAGACUCAACUGCAGGUGACACUACCACUACUACUGCUACUACUUCUGGCAUCAACCUUAAUUCUGCUGCUCCUGUUGCUGCUGCUUCUGAGAACAUCCUUAUUGCUAUCCCUGCUUCGCCAGUCUCACCAGUUGUACAGCCUACGGCUCCAUCCCUUCAUACUAUCGCUACUACUGCUCCAAUGGCCUCACAACCUGGUCCUUCAGAUGGCUCUGCCGAGGCAACAGCUUCGAGAACAACAACGACAGUUUCUGCAGGGAAAAAAACUGCGACUAGUCACAGUAUUCAGCACGAUGAUGACCUUCCUCCUUCAUACGAGGCAACUAUUGUGAAUACCAAGGAUAGAUCCCCCAAUCUUCAGGGCUAUGGCCGACCUCAGAAUUUCCAUGACAAUUAUGAUCAUCUUCGUGGGCCUCCUGGACAACGCGGUUUAGAUAUCAAGACCAGGAUUCCUCUAGACUCAACUCCUGCAAGCCAUUACCAAUCAGGUAGUGAUGCCAAUGGUAGUACUGGGGUAGCUAGUGGGAGCAGUAGUAGCUCUGGUAGAGCUAGAGGACCAUCUAGUGGAGAGCAAUCCAAUAAUGGGCCACGAUAUGGAUCCAUUUCACCACCACAAGGCCGACAUCAAUCUCAAUUGCAAAACGAGAUAUCCCAAGGUCGAGAAGACGACGAGCUGCAUUCCCGUGACGUAGACAGGUUAUUGGGAACAGAUCAGGACCAACCCCAUCACCAACCUCAUGGCGCUCAAGCGCCUCGUUCAAGAUAUAAUGAUAAUGUAUACCAUGACGCUGACGAAGGGCCAGAGUCGCACUGGGGUGUUGUAGGGGAUGGUAAAGCAUGGGUGGGGUUCUUCUUCCUGUUGAUCGGUCUCUUGCCCUGGACUCUCUUCUGUUUUGUUUGGACGCUUGUGACAUUAAUCGUUGCAGGUAUCUCUGUGAUCGUACCGCCGAUCGGAUAUCUCUUCGUGAUUGCAGCCGUAACUUCUUGGAGAGCGCUAGCCCGCAUUGAUAUCAUCAUCUCGAGAGCCUUGGUUUCCUGGCAUGUUCGAGAGAAAUACCCAUUCAAGCUGGUCAAAGUGUUCGUUUCUGUACCGUCCACAGCAUCUCCUUCUUCAUCUUCCUCUUCUCGAACGGUAACACCAUCAAAUACUUCUACGUGGAGUAACCCAGCAGUCAUAGGGGUAGCAGCAACAGGAGGUCCAAAUCGUAGCCGACCACGACGAUCAAGAAAUCUGUGGCACAAAGGAGCAGAGCAUUUCAGAGCAACUCUGGCCAAUAAGCACACUGUCAACACUGUGCUUUAUUUCAUUAUCUUCAAGAUGAUGUUUGCAUUGGCAUCGUUCAUCUUCAUUCUUGUGUUAGCUGUGUUGGCGAUCCCCUUCAUGGUCUGUCUACUUCCAAGUGUCCUGAUCGUGAGCCGUAAGCUGGCGAAUGGGCAGUUCCGAUGGGCUAUAUUCUGGUUGGCUGAGAAGGGGCAACCUAUCGCUCUGCCAUGACAUCAAAAAUAUUUUUUUAUAGAAAAAUGAAAUAAAAUAAAUAAAUAAAGAC
This is a messenger RNA of Lobosporangium transversale, 1681 nucleotides long. RefSeq lists its product as hypothetical. The transcript has a single exon. Bases 43 to 1629 code for a protein of 528 amino acids. The record is from RefSeq and is a predicted model, not a curated record. Lineage: Eukaryota; Fungi; Mortierellomycota; Mortierellomycetes; Mortierellales; Mortierellaceae.